This is a messenger RNA of Triticum turgidum subsp. durum (durum wheat), 1200 nucleotides long. Lineage: Eukaryota; Viridiplantae; Streptophyta; Magnoliopsida; Poales; Poaceae. The record is from the annotation of a GenBank genome assembly.
AUGGCGACGCCAGCGGUUGCCCAAGUAACUCUGCUCCUGCUGUCCUGUCUAGCGGCGGCGGCGGGAAACGACCGGGACGCGCUGCUGGCGUUCAAGGCCGGCGUGACGUUGGACCCGACGGGCGCGCUCCGGUCGUGGAGCAACGACACGGCCAUCUGCCGGUGGGUCGGGGUGAACUGCAGCGCCGCCGGCCGCGUCACGACGCUGGACGUCGGCGCGCGCCGCCUCGCCGGCACGCUCUCCCCGGCCGUCGCGGACCUCGCGCACCUCGAGGUCCUCAACCUCACCGACAACGCCUUCACGGGAGCCAUUCCGGAGAGCCUUGGCCGGCUCGGGCGCCUCUACUACCUCAGCCUCUGCGACAACGCCUUCACCGGCGGCGUCCCUGCCUGGCUGGGCGCGAUGCCGGCGCUCAUGGUGCUGAGGCUCGACACGAACUCGCUAUCCGGCCGCAUCCCACCAUCGCUCGCCAAUCUCACGACGAUCAGGCAGCUCAGUCUUGCCGAGAACCUGCUCGAAGGCGGUAUCCCCGAGGGCCUCGCGCGCCUCCCGAAUCUCCAAUUGUUUAACGUGCGCCGGAACAACCUCGCCGGCGAGAUCCCUCCAGGCUACUUCAACAUGUCGUCGCUGCAGGGCAUCUCCCUCUACAACAACGAGUUCCACGGGAAGCUCCCGCGCGACGCCGGCACCCGCUGGCCCAGCCUCGUGUACCUCUACCUCGGCGGCAACCGCCUUACCGGGCCCAUCCCGGCGUCGCUCGCCAACGCUACCCAGCUGCAGUACGUCGACCUGGCCAACAACAGCUUCACCGGCCAGGUGCCUCCGGAGAUCGGCAAUCUUUGCCCGCAGUCGCUUGAGCUGUCCAACAACGAGCUCACGGCGACCGAUGCUGGCGGCUGGGAGUUCCUGGACAACCUGACGAACUGCGACGUCCUCACCGAAAUCUUCCUCGACGAUAACAAGCUCGGCGGUGCGAUGCCGAACUCCAUCACGCGCCUCUCGCGAAAUCUCGAGAGGCUAAGUCUUGCGAGCAACCGCAUCUCUGGCAUGAUACCAGCGGGCAUCGGCAACCUCGUGGGGCUACAGAGGCUGAGUCUUGCGAGCAACCGCAUCUCCCGCAUGAUACCAGCGGGCAUCGGCAACCUCGUGGGGCUAGAGAGGCUGUACCUUGACUCUAAUCUCAUAACCGGCUGGGGUUAA